Gossypium arboreum is the source of this 861-nucleotide messenger RNA. Its product is annotated as histone deacetylase HDT1-like. The record is from RefSeq and is a predicted model, not a curated record. The transcript has 4 exons. NCBI's taxonomy places the organism in Eukaryota, Viridiplantae, Streptophyta, Magnoliopsida, Malvales, Malvaceae. The coding region runs from base 179 to 691 and encodes 170 amino acids.
CUGCUCCGCAAAACACCAAAUCACAGCCUCGCCCCGCUCCUCACUCCUUUUCCGAGAACAGAAAAGAAAAACACGUCAACGCACUAACAAAGAACUUACACUCUCUCUACGUCGUUGACUGUCGAUUUUUCAUUCCUUUAAAACAAAACCCUAAACCUUAAUUUCUCUCACAUUUUCAAUGGAAUUUUGGGGUGCUGAGGUUAAAAGUGGACAGAGCUUUGAGGUUGAAUUAGAGGAUGAUGGCAGUAGGAUUUUGCAUAUUUCACAGGCUGCCCUUGGUGAGGUGACCAGUGAUAACAAAAAAGAAAAAGGAAAUGGAACUGCUUGCAUCUAUCUCAAAUUCAAUAAUGAAAAGUUUGUAAUCGGAACACUUUCCCAUGAUAAAUUCCCCCAGAUGCCAUUGGAUUUGGCUUUGCAUAGUGAAUUUGAGUUGUCCCAUACCUGGAAGAAUGGCAGUGUUUAUUUCACUGGGUAUUAUGUUGAUACGCCUCAAGGUUCUGAGUCUGAAGAGGAGCUUCUUGAACCCAUAGUUAAUCCCGUAAAGUCUCAUUCUACAGCAUCUGAUCCUACCACGUCAAAACAGGUUAAGAUUGUGGAACCAAAAAAAGCAGAGGAUAGUAGUGAUGACGAGGAUGAAGAUGAUACUUCUACCGAGGAUGAAAUGUCCAGUGAGGAUCAGGUAGAUGUGUAGCAAUUAUUUUCAUAACCAGCUGAUAUGCUUGUCGAAACCAUUUUUUGAAAAAUGGGAAAUCGACUUUUGAAAACGAAAAGUUGGGAGUCGUCACCAAUCGUUUUUAAUGGGGUGUGAUUGGAUCACCUCAAAACACGGUCAUUUUUAAUAAAUAAAUAAAUUUUUUAAAA